ACAUGACCCGCCCCCCCGAGGAGGUCAUGUGAUUGGUCAUGCGGAAGUAAACAGGAAUUUAAGAAGACACUCGGUGAUAUGCAGUAAAACCUUUAUAGGACUGUGUGACAAACAUCGUCGCGAUGGUAGAUUUCCUCGCCGAGAACAACCUGUGUGGUCAGGCGGUCCUGAGGAUAGUGUCCCGGGGGAACGCGAUCAUCGCAGAGCUCCUGCGCCUCUCAGAAUUCAUCCCCACAGUCUUCAGGCUCAGAGACAAGAACGACCAGCAGAAAUAUGGAGACAUCAUCUGUGACUUCAGCUACUUCAAGGGUCCGGAGUACUAUGAGGGGAAACUUGAAGCCAAACCAGAACUUCAAGACCUUGAUGAAGAAUUCAGAGAGAACAACAUUGAGAUCCUGACACGUUUCUAUCUGGCGUUUGAAAGUGUCCAUAAAUAUAUAAUGGACCUUAAGAGAUACCUGGAUGAUCUGCACGAGGGGGUUUACAUUCAGCAGACCCUGGAGACGGUCAUCAUCAAUGAGGAUGGGAAACAAUUACUAUGCGAGGCCUUGUACCUGUACGGAGUGAUGCUAACGGUAAUCGAUCAGAAGAUCGAAGGCGAGGUCAGGGAGAGGAUGCUGGUGUCCUACUACAGAUACAGUGCGGCGCGCUCGUCGGCGGACUCUAACCUGGACGACAUCUGCAAGCUGCUGCGGAGCACGGGCUACUCCAGCCAGCCGGGGGCCAAGCGGCCCCCCGGCUACCCCGAGAGCUACUUCCAGAGGGUGCCCGUCAGCCAGACCUUCGUCAGCAUGGUCAUCGGCCGACUGCGCUCCGACGACAUCUACAACCAGGUGUCAGCCUACCCCUUGCCAGAGCACCGCAGCACAGCGUUGGCCAACCAGGCCUCCAUGCUGUACGUGUGCCUCUACUUCACCCCCAGCAUCCUGCAAACCCAGCAGGCCAAGAUGAGGGAGAUUGUGGACAAGUACUUCCCUGACAACUGGGUGAUCAGUAUCUACAUGGGGAUCACAGUGAAUCUGGUCGAGGCCUGGGAGCCAUACAAGGCUGCCAAAACAGCCCUGAACUACACCCUGGACACGGCUAACAUCAAGGAGCAGGCGUGUCGCUACGCCGAGGGGAUGGAGAUCCUGAAGCCCAAGGUGCAGCAGCUGCUGAAGGAGGGCUUCCUGCGCGAGGAGAUCAUCCUGGAUAACAUCCCCAAGCUGCUCAACUGUCUGAGGGACUGCAACGUCGCCAUCCGCUGGCUGAUGCUACACACUGCAGAGUCUGCCUACGACGUGAACAACAAGCGUCUCCGUCAGAUCAAGGACCAGGUGAUGACGGACUCCAAGUACAAGCCCCGCAUGCUCUUCCAGCUGCUGCUGGACACGGCCCAGUUUGAGUUCACCCUCAAAGAGAUGUUCAAGCAGAUGCUGCUGGAGAAGCAGAUCAAAUGGGAGAGCUACAAGAAGGAGGGGUCUGAGAGGAUGACGGAGCUGGCGGAGGUGUUCUCUGGGGUCAAGCCCCUCACGCGGGUGGAGAAGAACGAGAACCUCCAGGCCUGGUUCAGGGAGAUCUCCAAGCAGAUAGAGUCCCUGAACUACGAGGACUCGACAGCCGCGGGCAGGAAGACGGUCCAGCUCAUCCAGGCUCUGGUGGAGGUCCAGGAGUUCCACCAGCUGGAGUCCAACCUGCAGGUGUGCCAGUUCCUGGCCGACACCAGGAAGUUCCUCCACCAGAUGAUCCGCACCAUCAACAUCAAGGAGGAGGUGCUGAUCACCAUGCAGAUCGUAGGAGACCUGUCCUACGCCUGGCAGAUCAUCGACAGCUUCACCAGCAUCAUGCAGGAGAGUAUCAGGGUCAACCCGUCCAUGGUGACCAAGCUGAGAGCCACCUUCUUAAAGCUGGCCUCCGCCCUGGACCUGCCGCUGCUCCGGAUCAACCAGGCCAACAGCCCGGACCUCCUCAGCGUGUCUCAGUUCUACUCCGGGGAGCUCGUGGCUUACGUUAGAAAGGUGCUUCAGAUCAUCCCAGACAGCAUGUUCACGUCGCUGGCCAAGAUCAUCAAGCUGCAGAUCCACGACAUCACAGAGGUGCCCACGCGCCUGGACAAGGACAAGCUGAAGGACUAUUCCCAGCUGGUGCCGCGAUACGAGGUGGCCAAACUCACCCAUGCCAUCUCCAUCUUCACCGAGGGGAUUCUGAUGAUGAAGACCACCCUGGUGGGGAUCAUCAAGGUGGACCCCAAGCAGCUGUUGGAGGACGGUAUCAGGAAGGAGCUGGUGAGGAGAGUGGCGUACGCCCUCCAUAAGGGGCUCAUCUUCAACCCCAAGGCCAAGGCCAGCGAGCUGAUGCCCAAGCUGAAGGAGAUGGCCGCCACCAUGGACGGCUUCUACCGCUCCUUUGAGUACAUCCAGGACUACGUCAGCAUCUACGGCCUCAAGAUCUGGCAGGAGGAGGUGUCGCGCAUCAUCAACUACAACGUGGAGCAGGAGUGCAACAGCUUCCUCAGGACCAAGAUCCAGGACUGGCAGAGCGUGUACCAGUCCACCCACAUCCCCAUCCCCAAGUUCCCCUCGGUGGACGAGUCGGCCACCUUCAUCGGCCGGCUCUGCAGAGAGGUCCUGCGCAUCACCGACCCAAAGGCGACGUGCUUCAUGGACCAGCUCAACACCUGGUACGACCUGAAGAGCCACCAGGAGGUGACCAGCAACCGGCUGUUCUCGGAGAUCCAGGACACGCUGGGCACCUUCGGCCUCAACGGGCUGGACCGCCUGCUCUGCUUCAUGAUUGUCAAGGAGCUGCAGAACUUCCUGACCGUGUUGCAGAGGAGUAUUCUGCGGGACAAGGCCGUGGUGGAAGUCUUCAAGGGCAUGAUGACAGCUGCCAACCCGGUGCAAGGCAUCGUGGCGAACGCCAGCAAAGUGUACGCCAACGCCACCGCAAAGACCCAGAAGAUCUGGGGAGGGUAUUUGGAGGCCAUCAUGAAGGUCGGUCAGAUGCAGAUCCUCAGACAACAGAUCGCCCACGAGCUCAACUACUCCUGCAAAUUUGAUUCCAAGCACCUGGCCGCUGCCCUGGACAACAUCAACAAGUCCUUGCUGGCGGACAUCGAGGCCCACUACCAGGACCCGUCGCUGCCCUACCCCAAGGAGGACACCCUGCUGUACGAGAUCACCGCCUACCUGGAGGCGGCCGGCAUUCACAACCCACUCAACAAGAUCUAUAUCACCACCAAGCGCCUUCCUUACUUCCCCAUCGUCAACUUCCUGUUCGUCAUCGCCCAGCUGCCAAAACUACAGUACACCAAAAACAUUGGCAUGACCUGCAGGAAGCCCGCCGACCCGGUGGACUGGCCCCCCCUGGUUCUCGGCCUGCUCACGCUGCUGAAGCAGUUCCACUCCAGAUACACCGAACAGUUCUUGGCUCUCAUUGGUCAAUUCAUCCGGUCAAUCAUGGAACAGUGCACGAGUCAGAAGAUCCCUGACAUGCCGUCAGACGUGGUGGGGGCCCUGAUGCUCCUGGAAGACUACGUGAAGUACACCAAACUGCCACGCAAGGUGGCUGAAGCUCAUGUCCCCAGUUUCAUCUUCGAUGAGUUCAGGACUGUGCUGUGAAGUCCUCAAGAUUCGUCUUUUCAACGACAUCUGAUUGCAAACGAUUUAUGUUCUUUCUAUUGAUUUAUUUUUAUUUAUUUUUUAUUCCAUCUUUAUACAAUUAAUGCACUAAUACCAUACGGUAUAUUGAUGUACUACUUUGAAUAACCUGUCUUAUCAUGUCUUGUUGCCAACCGUUUGUCAAUUCACUUUGUGCCAUUGCCUAAUGAAAUUCAUUGUAUUUUAAUAAAAUAUUAUUUACAUGAUUAUUGGUUAUCCAUUAAUGUAGGCUAUACAUUUUAAAAACGUAUUGACAAACGUGUUUAGAUCUUUAGGUCCAUGUUUAUAUGAUGUAUAGGAUUGUCUGUGUUAAACGAUGGGAUUGUCUGUGUUAAACAUGAUCAUUUAGCAGAACCAAUAUAUUGUUACAAACAAUUAAAAAUAUAUAUUGUCCUCCGCCAUUGAACAAAUGAUAAGUCGUGUACCGUUAAUGUUAUGUCCAAUGUUAUGUCAGUACUAACUAAUGUAACAUCUGGACAACAAAUAACUCCUAAGCUGUGUUCGAAAUCGUUCCCUAACAUGGAUGUAGUGCACUAAAUAGGGUGCACGCCAUUUUGUAGGGUGUUCGAAUUCUCAGUGGUCCACUAUAUAGGGCACUGUGGACUUAUAAAAACAUACGAUGUACCCUACAUGUUACUCCCGUAUACCACAAUGC
Molecule: messenger RNA, 4293 nt
Organism: Gadus chalcogrammus (walleye pollock)
Lineage: Eukaryota; Metazoa; Chordata; Actinopteri; Gadiformes; Gadidae
Gene: washc5
Product: WASH complex subunit 5
Exons: 29
Coding region: 123-3599 (1158 amino acids)
Biological process (GO): actin filament polymerization; endosome organization; endosome fission
Cellular component (GO): endosome; WASH complex
Source: RefSeq, a predicted model, not a curated record